Messenger RNA from Habropoda laboriosa, 3735 nucleotides. RefSeq lists its product as uncharacterized. NCBI's taxonomy places the organism in Eukaryota, Metazoa, Arthropoda, Insecta, Hymenoptera, Apidae. Gene Ontology annotation, molecular function: calcium ion binding. The record is from RefSeq and is a predicted model, not a curated record. Bases 1 to 3735 code for a protein of 1244 amino acids. The transcript is spliced from 15 exons.
AUGGUAGGGCGAACGAGGUCGAAGGUCCUCGUGACCUUGGCACUCGAAAUUCUCAUAGGUGUCUCGGCUAUACAGAACGAUCGAACAUCCUCUAAAUCCUCUCAGGAGAAUAUCGUUCUGAGUGCCAGCGCGUACAUGGGCCCGGAAAGGACGUCCAGCGCGUAUCACCGCGAUGGAUCACCCACUUUUCACAGAACCAUUCCAGCGUUUCAACUGGAAAGCUCGAAAAGCGUCAGUAACUACGACAAAGAUGAUACAAGGCUCGAGGACAAAGGUAACAGGCACCAGGAGGCUAUCGACGAACUAACCUCUUCGAAACACGUAGACCAUAUCGAUGGAAAUAAUAUCGAACUUUUCCUCGGUACAUCUGACCAUUUUUGGCCAACAACCAGCGAGCCGAUGUCGGGGGAAGGACAAGGGGCUCCGCAGAGACCAAAACUCUUGUCGGAGCCCCAUCAAUUGGCCGGAGUGUCGAGCCAACAGGCACAGUAUUUGCAGGCAGUAGAUCAACAAAGACGCGCACGCCAAGAGAUCCCGAGGAUCUAUAGUGAGCACGCUCCGCCGCCUAUUCUGCAGACCGCCUCUCCUGGACAUCGACAGGCAAAUCCUGAUAUACAGGACAUCAUCACGGGUAUUGUCAAGUUGUUGAAUGGGAACGUGAACGUUGCUGCCAAUACGGUGAGACCACUGAGGCCCAUUCAAGCCACUAGAAUUAACAACAGAGGUCCACCGAGAAUUUCGGACGUUCCACCGUUACCACCUGAUUUCGAUACACCUGGAAUGAAUCCUCCACCUCCACCUGAUCACCCUUAUCCAUUCGAGAAACCUCCAGCUCCCGACAGACCUCUGAUUAAUCAAUUGCCUCCCGAGAGACCAAUCAGGCCUUUCGUUAAUGGAGUUCCGUUGCCUGAGCAAAUUGUUCCGCAAGGAAAUCGUCCUUGGACUUGGAAUCGUCCCGGUGUAAAUAGAAGACCGAUCUCCUCGUACAAACCAGUGCAAUCGACCUUAGAUUCCACUUUCAAUAGGGAGAAGGAACAAGACGACAAGCACUCGGACAAACCUCAACACGAGCUGAAACCUGACCAUGCGUCCACGGAGGAAUCUUCCGUGAAAAAGGAAGAAACCGAUCAAAGUGAAACCACUACGAAUACUCUGGAGAAUGUGACCAAGAGACACGAGGAGAAUAAUCAUCAACGAGACAAGACUACGGAGAAACCGAUUAACGAGAAUCCAGUGAAAAAUUCCGAAUCGCAGAAUUCUGGUAAAAAAGAAAACAAGCAUCAGUCCCCGUCGAAAGAGAAUAAAAUAAGCAACGAAAGUGCAUCGACCACGGUCGAAUCUAGCGGCGCGAACAAAAUAAACACCACCAAACACCAAGAUUCUCCGAAACCUGUGAUACCACUGGAGAUCCUGAUAAAACCGACGAAAUCCUCAAAAAUCGCCGACUCUCAGGGAUCUAAUCCCGACACGAGCAACAACGAGAAGCCUAACAGCAAGCAAAGUAUAACCAAGGCACCGACUAAACCCUUCGCUACGUCCACCUUAAAUGUAGAAACUAGCUCGUCGGUUCAGGUGAUAGAGCCAACGAAGACUAAGACGAUAAUUCAAUCGACUGCAAUUCCCACUCCGUCGAGUACGAUAACACUAGAGCCAAGUAAAUCGUCCAAUUUCGAAAGUACAAUUCUAUCCAACUCCAGUGUUCCAACUCCAACGGAGAGUUUGCCUUCGACUUUCACCAAGAUUGCAUCUACAACGGAGAAGAGUCUAGUUCAUACUUUGGGCUCCAAUACGUUCUCCAAGAAUUCAGCCCCUACGGAUCGCUAUGCUUACCGACCCAGACCUGGGAUCGUCCUUGACGAUACCUUGGAUUACACGGGGACCCAAGGGUUGGCUACUCAACGACCUUACGCACCACCGAGACAUCCACCUCUCGGUGAUAUUUUUGAUGUCACGGUCUCGGCUAUCCAAGGUCCCGGCGGUGGAGGCUCGGGGGAAGGUGUUAGAGUGCCGGUAAACGCUGGAAACGCGGAUGUGAUUUUAACAUCUGCGGUCGAUGGUCAAGGAUUCGUGAGUAUCGACGGGAAGAGAACGUACUUGAAUCUGUUUGAAAAUUCAGAUCGAACAUCCACGCACGUUCAACCACAGCCUCAACCGACUAGAACUCAACAACCACCGGCCAUUGUUGGCACAGGAUUUGCAGUUGCACAGCCAGAUCCACCGGCAGCAACUCCACGACCCAGCGGAUCGAUUCGAAGGCCCACGUUCCAUAGAAGACCAACGCAACCACCUGUCAGAAUUGACACUUGCAUCGUGGGUGACACGAGCACCUGUGACAUCAGUCAGCACGAAGCUUGUGCCACUGUUCAAGGAGUGUCUGCGUGUCACUGCAAACCAGGGUACGCCAGGUUGCAGCACUCCUUGCCGUGCAAAAAAAUUAUCAGUAUCGUGGUGUCGAUCAGAGUGGACAAAAUUUACGAGAGAAAAGUUGUAUGGGAUAGAGGGUUCACCGACAAAGACUCCGAGCCCUAUCAGACAUUGGCUUACGAAGCAAAUCGAGCUAUCGAAUCUGCUAUGUCGAUGACACCGUUUUCGGACGAAUAUAUGGGCUCUUUCAUAAAUGCCGUGUAUCAGGGUGACGUGAGCAAAGGGCAAGGGGGUGUCUUUGUAAACGCAACCCUGAAACUCACUUAUGAACCGAGGACAAUUAGACCAAGCUUAGCAGGGGAGCUGCAGAGACAUCUGCUCGGUGUUAUUCACAGAAGGAGCAAUAAUAUAGGGAACAGCGCCCUUUAUGUCGACAGUCCUCCUGGGUCCAUAUCGAAUUUGCAAGAUUUGGACGAGUGUGCCUCGUCAGAAUUGAACGACUGUCACUCGUCGGCAGUCUGCACGAAUAAUUGGGGUGGAUUCACUUGCACCUGUAAUCUAGGAUUAAAAGAUCCUCACAAAGAUGACUCGAACGAAUCUGGUAGGACUUGUAUCUCGUGUCCCUCGACUUACUGCAAUAAUCGAGGAACGUGCUCUUACCAAGGCGAUCAUAUGCAAUGCUCGUGUACUGGUAAUUACUACGGUGCUCAGUGUGAGGUCGACGGAGAGGUAUUGGGUGUGGCAAUAGGAGCGUCAGUAGCAGCUUUAAUAAUUAUAGUUCUGACACUAGUGUGUCUGGUCAUGUGGAGUCGAAGGUGGUCCCGUGAACAGAAAUCUGUCGGCUCUCCAGUGUACGGUUACAUUCAGGGUGGCAUACCUGGCACACUUCCAGGAACUUUGGCUAGGGUCGGUUCUGUGGGCACCCUCGCUUCCGUGAAACAGGGACCACCGACCAAUUUGCCACCCUAUAUGUGGGCACACUUUGGCGACCACAUGGCCACUGCGAACGUGUACGCUACGGAGCCUAUGGGUCCAACUAGGCCAAGUUCCGCUGUAUUUGGAUAUCCACCGCUGAGUGUCCACGGAACGUUACCACCGGUGCCACUGCCGAGACUUCAACCCCCGGUGAGGCCAACGAGACAAAGACAUCAGCCAGAUCCAGACAGCUCUGAUUCAGAGCCGCAGGACAAGGACAGGGCUGAUCUGAUACCGCAGAGUAGUGGUUUUCACGUUCCCAGACCAAAGUCUAGAUCGUCCUUGGCAAAUCAAAGCGGAAUCUACAAUGACGUGGAGUACGACCAAGGUGACGUGCACCAUUUAUCGAAAAACAAUAUUCCGAUGUCUACUUACAGGCCGUACUAUCGAACGUGA